AGCGCCCGACAGGGGAAGAAACCGAACUCUCGCUUUCAAUGUUGGUUCGUUGUUGAAAUAAUCAUUGCAGACUGUUUCCCAACAAACAAAAACUCAACAUUGCAUCACUGUGAUCUGCGCGGAAAAUUUCCCAGGAAAAUUUCCUUCCCAUUCUUGGGUUUUACUCAAUUUGGUGAGCCCAUUUGAGAUUUCAGUUUUAUUUCUUUUUUCGAUUUUUAGUUUUCAUUGUUUCCUAAAAGGGUUUUCUAUCCUGUAAUUUUUCAACACGAGAACCCAAGAUUGUUUGAAUCCAUAGAGGCAUAAAGUUUUGUGCCCUGAGCUUCUUUGGAUUUAAAUGGAAGAACAAGGGCCUGGACAACCACCUGUAAUGGGGUCAGUGAGUAGUGCUGCUCACUUGCCAUAUGGUUCAAGCCCUUAUCAACCUAAUCAAGUGACAGGGACUCCCAUGCUUGGAUCAACAGUCACAUCUGUUGGAGCAGUUCAAUCUUGUAGUCAGCCUGGAGCUCAGCUUGCACAACACCAGCUUGCCUAUCUACAAGCCCAUCAUCAACAGCAGCAGCAAUUAGAGGAGCAACUCCACUCUUUUUGGGCAAAUCAGUACCAAGAAAUUGAGAGGGCUAAGGAUUUCCGGAACCACAGUCUUCCUUUGGCCAGGAUCAAGAAGAUUAUGAAGGCAGAUGAGGAUGUAAGGAUGAUAUCAGCUGAGGCACCAGUCGUAUUUGCCAGGGCAUGUGAGAUGUUCAUCUUGGAGUUGACUUUGCGAUCAUGGAACCACACAGAGGAGAACAAAAGGAGGACACUUCAAAGGAAUGACAUUGCAUCAGCAAUCACACGUACUGAUAUUUUUGACUUUUUGGUGGACAUUGUGCCAAGAGAGGAUCCAAAAGACGAAGCACUUACAUCAACCCCAAGGGAAAAUGCCCCUGCUGGGGCUUCUGCCAACGCAGUUCCUUACUACUACAUGUCAGCCCCGCACUCAGCUCAGGUUGGAAAUCCUGAUAUGAUCAUGGGCAAGCCUUUGGUGGACCCAACCUUGUAUGCUCAACCAUCUCACCCCUACAUGACUCAACAAAUCUGGUCACAAAUGCCACAACAACAACAGUCACCCUAAGAUCUAUUGUGGCUGUGGUAUACAAUAAAUAUCAGUCAAGAGCAUGGUUCAUCAAAACAUGUUAAUUUCAGCAGAUAGAGUGUGAGGCCUUCAAUCAUUAGUUGUGUGGCAAAGUGUAAGCUGCAAGAGGCAAAGUUUGUGAAGAAUAUAUUUGAACAGAAUAGCCAUCUUGGUUGUACCAGCAUUUACUGUUUUUUCUGUUUACCUUUACCAAUUAGCAAGGGAUUUUACCCAGUUGAAGAAGUGUGAAAAAAUGACAAUUACUGACAUGAUUCAUGUUUCUGCCUUGGUAGUCGAACAAUUUUGGGUUGUAAUUUCCUGGAACAAGCCAUAUUUUUUUUCCUCAAAAUUGUAUGUUUGUUGGCA
Molecule: messenger RNA, 1477 nt
Organism: Malania oleifera
Lineage: Eukaryota; Viridiplantae; Streptophyta; Magnoliopsida; Santalales; Ximeniaceae
Product: nuclear transcription factor Y subunit C-3-like
Exons: 3
Coding region: 335-1111 (258 amino acids)
Biological process (GO): regulation of DNA-templated transcription
Cellular component (GO): nucleus
Molecular function (GO): DNA-binding transcription activator activity, RNA polymerase II-specific; protein heterodimerization activity
Source: RefSeq, a predicted model, not a curated record